AUGGAAGGAGGAAGGCUGUCAAUCAAACAUGCUUAUGACAUGGUCACUAAAACCUCAGGCUCGACAAAAUAUUCAGAUUUCCCAUGGGAUCAAGACUCAGCCCCUGCUCACUCCAUGAUGGUUUGGAAACUGAUGCACAAUAGAGUUUCCACUGAUGAGAAUCUUUUCAUCCGUUGUUUCUCUUUCCCUUCUAUACGCUCUCUAUGCCAAAAUGCUGCUGAAACAACUCCUAAUCUCUUCUUCACAUAUGAUUUUACGAGGAAAAUCUGGCUUUGGUUUUACAAGUCUUGGAGCCUGCAGGCACUUAUAGUCAUCAGAGCUAGCACUGUUUUUACUUUUUACCAAAUCUGGCAAGAAAGAAACAAUAGAAGAUUUCAUGAGAGUGUUACUCAUUGGAAGCACCGCAUCUCAAAUAUAGCAGCCAGGGAUAAAAUGGUGGGUACCUUAACUUCCAAGAAAUCCCAUAGCUAUGUGAGUAGUUUUUCUAUUCUUAAAGCUUUUGACAUUGACAUCCAUCAGCGUAAUCCUCUAACCACCGUGGAAUUCAUUUGGUGCCCACCUAAUCGUGGUUGGAUCAAGUGCAACAUUGAUGGUGUUGCUUCGGGCAAUCCGUAUUUAGCCACUUGUGGAGGUCUGUUCAGGGACGACAAAGUAACUCAUUUGACCAGUUUUGGUGUGUUUCUUGGCAAUGGCAGCUCUGUCUUCGCAGAGUUUAUGGCGGCAAUCCUAGCUAUAGAGAAAGCUAAGGAAAUGAACUAG
Messenger RNA from Vicia villosa (hairy vetch), 759 nucleotides. RefSeq lists its product as uncharacterized. The record is from RefSeq and is a predicted model, not a curated record. Gene Ontology annotation, molecular function: nucleic acid binding. NCBI's taxonomy places the organism in Eukaryota, Viridiplantae, Streptophyta, Magnoliopsida, Fabales, Fabaceae. Bases 1 to 759 code for a protein of 252 amino acids. The transcript is spliced from 2 exons.